GUCAACCGCUCCCUCCUGACUGCCUGACACACCCACACACCCACCCAGCCACCCGCGCCUCUGUGAUCCCUGCCGAGGAUCCGGGAGCGGAACAUUGGAACAUUGGAACAUUGGCCUCGCCUGGCAUGGUGGCAUGGCUGCCGUCAGAUCUGGGCCGGUCCAGAUCUGGUGGUCUUGUGUCUCGCCAGCCCAGAGAUAGAUUACCCCCACACCCCCCAGGCCGCGCCUUCUCCUCCCCCCCUCUGGCCUCCGCGAUGCUUCUCGUCCGCUGAGCCAUGGUCAAGAGGAGACCAGCCAGCCAGCAAGCCAAGCCAGCCAGCCAGCCAGCCAGCCCUCCGCCUGACAACCUCGACACACCCCGACCACAUGGACCACAUGGACCUCCUUCGGGACAAAUACCAUGCCUCCGAGGCGAGCACCUGCUCCAGCCCCGACGCUGGCCCGGGACCGGGACCGGGACCGGGGGCGGGGGCGGGGGCCGGAGCUGGGGCCGGAGCCGGAGCCGGCGCCGGCCAGCCACACGCCGCUCACUCGUCGCAAGCCACCCGCCCCCGCGCCGACCGUCCGUGUGACACGUGCCGCAAGAGGAAGUCGAGAUGUGUCAAGGAGCCCGGCCAGGACAAGUGUGUCCUGUGCUCCUUCCACCGCCGUGCCUGCACAUAUCUCGACGAGCCUCAGCGGAGGAAGAGGCCCAAGGCUGACGGCCUGGCAAGCAUCUCCUCGGACCCAGAGCACCGCAGGCAGAGCUCCGACCUUUCCUCCAGGAAAAAGCCGAGGUCCGCCACCUCCACCUCCACCUCGAGGGAUGACUCUCACGCUGCGAGCCCCUGCAGUGCGAGGUCACUUCUUGACUCCACGCUGGGGCUCCACGGCACCACGCAUUUCAGGUACAUCGGCCCCAGCUCCGUCUACGAGGCCCGGCUCCUGGACCUCUUCCUGCACGGCCUCGCCGACCAUGGCCCUGACGACGCUGCCCCCAAGUCCCGCCGCGCCGACCACGCCACCACCUUUCUGUCGCGCCCAGACUCAAAGUCUCUCUUUAGCCCCGACGACGACGACGACCUGGAGUACGUCGAGUCGCUCGUCCGCCCCCACGGCCCGGCACUGGUCAGCCUCUACUUCCGGACGGUCCACCCCAGCUUCCCCGUCAUCCACAAGGCCGUCUGGCUCGACAAGUAUGCCCGCUCCUACAAGGAAUUCUCCCCGCCCCAGCUCGCCGCCUUCUACCUCCUCGCCAUGGACUGGUGGGAGUACGACCCCGAGCUGUCGCCCAGGGACAAGCCCGACGCCGCCGCCCUGCUCAAGGUCGCCAUGACGGCCCUGGCCGCCGUCAUCCACCGCCCAAAGCUCUCCACCGUCCAGGCAGGCCUGCUGCUGCUGCAGAGGUCGGGUGGCGACUCGUGGGUGCUGACCAGCCAGGUGGUCGCGCUCGCCGAGGAGCUCGGCCUGCACGUCGACUGCUCCACGUGGAACAUCCCGGACUGGGAAAAGGGGCUGAGGAGGAGGCUGGCCUGGGCCGUUUUCAUGCUGGACAAGUGGGGCGCCUUCACCCACGGUCGUCCGUCGCACAUCACACCGGGCUCCUGGCGCAUCUCCCAGCUGUCGCUCGACGACUUUCCAGAAUCGGCUGCCGACGACGACGCCAAGGACGGGAGCACCGACGUCGAGACCGGGCGGCAGGUCUUUAUCCACCUCACGCACCUCACCGGGAUAAUGGCAGAGACCCUCGAGGCCCUGUACGGCCCGAACCAGAUGCGCAUGGAGAGCGUCUACGCCCAGCACGGGGUGCAGGGCCUGAUGAAUGCGGUGAAGCCCAUGGUCAGGCGGCUCGAGGCAUGGGCCGAGGAGGUUCCCCCGGGCCUGGAGAUGGACUCGACCAGGCCGAGGAGGCUCUGCUCCAACGGCAACCUCCACCUGUCGUGCUUCGCCACCGAGAUCAUGAUCUACCGCUUCAUCCUGCGCCGUGUGACCCCCGAGACCCCACCCGCAGUGCGGGAGGUCGCCCGCGAGGCAGGCAAGGCGUGCCUCGACAAGGCCAUGAGCUUUGUCGAGUGUCUCCGCCCCGAGCACCUGCAGGCCUUUUGGUGGUCCGCGGCACCAAAGUCCCUGGCCCUCAUCAGGUCAUUCGGCGGGCUCCUGUGGGCAACCAGCGGCACCGAGAUGGAGGCCGGGUUCUACCGCCAGAAGCUGGUCGACUUCCAGUGGAGCUUAAAGGUGCGGUCUAGAGGCGUCGGCUUCCUCACUGCCGCCAUACGCGAGGUGGAGGAUUCCCUGGACGAUCCCGAUAUGGCCCACUCGCCAGUCGCAUGGGGUGGCAAAUCACUGCAUUACUCUUUGGGGGAGAUGAGCGCCGCAGAGAUGCCGCCCCACUCGCAGGUGCACCCGCUUCCUCGACACAACCUUGCCCGUACGAACGGCCCUUUGCCCACCCCACCGCAGAUCUCGCCUGUUGAGCAGGCCACUCCGCGGGUUGCGCCCUUUGACCCGGCCAUGUACGAGCAAGCCCAGCUGGGACACGGCCAGCUGGAUCCGUCGGCACUCAGCUUCAGCAUCAUGGAUCUUGACCCUGCCGCGAGACAAGUGUACAUGGACAUGACCGGGCUGACCGGGCAGGCUCUCUUCUACACGGACAUGCCCAUGUCUAAUCCGUGACGGUUACAGUCCCCGGGGUAUCUGAAGGCGGCGGCAAGGUCGACUUGGCUACUGUGCACAUGAUACCUCGGGAACGAGCCCAGUGGCACCCGCUCGAGUCUGCUAUGAGAGAACGCCUCACUGGAUCGCAUCUCGUGCCUAGCACAAGGAAGCAAGCGGCAGGCUGGUUUUAGAAAGUCUCUCAAAACUUCCUCCGUCACGCCACAUCGCCCUCGCCACCACCCCUGGAUCGCCAUGUGAUGCUGCCAGGUGCUUUCAUCACAGACGUGCCUGGGCGUUGUACGUCUUCUGCAUCUUCUUGUACAUUCUCACUCCCAGUAGCUGGUCUCUACUGGGAAAUAGUGCGGUAGUUGGCGUGGGGCGUUCACGUCCGGGGUUUGAACUGGGUAGUUCUUAAAACGCCCGCUGGUCGCGGCAAGCAUUAGCCUUUGCCUUGUUGUUUCCUUUUCUACAACAAGUUUCAAAGUGCACAUUGAAGCGCUCUAGACAAGUGUGUCUGUAGCAAUAUUGUCAAGCUAUCGGCUCCACUCUCUGGUCCAUCGCCUCGUGAUUAACCUGUUGAGAGAUUGGCAAGGUCUCACGCCUAAGUAGUCUGUGACGACCUGGUCCGUCAAAGACCACCGCAUGCAUUCUGUCUCCUCAUCACUCGACAUCAUAGCCACGAAAGACUGCCGGUAUUAAAGCAGCAGACUGCCACAAACAUACACUCUGGUGUUACCAAGAGUUCUUAUUCUGUAGACAGGGCUCACCGGAAUGUAGCCGAGAAGGGGAUUGACUACGUGCCUCUCCCCCAAUCACACCUCACCACCCAACUCAAAAGUUAUAUCUGGUAAGAUGGUGGGAAUUCCAUUGAUUACUGGCGCAACAGACCGCUCGGCCAAAAGACCAUAAUAACCAAUUCAAAGCAAUUAGUUAUUCCAGCAGUUUAUAAGCUCAGUCACAGGCUUUAGCACUGGACCGUCACAUCUGGUUUCGCUCCUAUUCCGCAUACAUCCGGAGACAUACAUGGCGUCUCAAACUAAAACAUUUAAAGUUAUGUUAUAAGAUAUAUAUAAGAGUUAAUAUAAUUUAACCCACUUUGGGAUAAAUCAGUAAUUAAA
Molecule: messenger RNA, 3752 nt
Organism: Diaporthe batatas
Lineage: Eukaryota; Fungi; Ascomycota; Sordariomycetes; Diaporthales; Diaporthaceae
Exons: 2
Coding region: 367-2652 (761 amino acids)
Biological process (GO): DNA-templated transcription
Cellular component (GO): nucleus
Molecular function (GO): zinc ion binding; DNA-binding transcription factor activity, RNA polymerase II-specific; DNA binding
Source: RefSeq, a predicted model, not a curated record